Molecule: messenger RNA, 25344 nt
Organism: Pelobates cultripes (western spadefoot toad)
Lineage: Eukaryota; Metazoa; Chordata; Amphibia; Anura; Pelobatidae
Source: the annotation of a GenBank genome assembly
AUGAGGUGUGGGUUAAUCAGUUUUCUUGAUUUUAAUUUUGUCCAGUCUAAAUACAUUUCUGUAAUGCUCUUUAUUUGUGCAGAAAAGAAGUGGAUGAUUUUCUAAAAGGCACGGAAAAUGGUUCAGUGAAGCUCAGUGCCGUUUCCAUCUUCCAAGUAUUCCGCAAACUGCUAAUUAUAUUUAAAAUGAAGCAAGACCGUACUGUGAGUUACAUUCAAUUUGCUUUGUAGUAAUAUACCAGUGUUGGUCUGGUGAAAUGUCAUCUUUGUAAAUCACCACUGUUAAGAAACUUCUUGCCCCAUAUCCAAUGUAAUGAGCAGAGGUAGUUAUGGUGCGCCUUAAUGGUCAAGCUUUGUCAUAGAUGUAACACGUUUGUGAUGUUACAUGAUUGAGCCAAAUAUGAAUCAACAAAGCUCUUUUUCAAUCUUCUAAAAAUACCUGAAAUAAAUUACCAACAAAAGAUAUUUAGGAACUGUGGAUACCUAACCGUCCAUGAUAAAAUGGAAGCUGAGAUGUUAUUUGUCACAAAAUAAUACUGGUCUCUGUUUUGUUCUUUCCUAGAGGUUCGAACAUCUGUGUCGCUGUAUAUUAACCAGUAUGGAGUGUGAGAAUGAACCCAAGGUUUGUGCUAAAGACAUUUAAGCUAUCAGCUUAAACUGAAGUUAGAUUAAAAAUGGGCUUCUAUUAAUGAAUUCAUAAAAAUGUAUAUCCCGCAGGUCUGGUUUGUGUCUAUAGCUCUUUCCAAGGACCUCACCCUAUUGUGGAUAAAGCAGAUUAAAGACAUACUCUGGUACUGCUGUGAGUUUCUCAAGUUGUUAAAGGUGAGUACUACAUCCUUCAACGAUCAGUAUAAUAAGAACCGUAAGAUGAAUAGAAUGAAUACAUCUUUAUCACGUGGUCCCAUGUGUGCUCUAUCUGAAUAUAUUAUAUCUCUUUUAUCCUAGCCGGACAUCCUCCAGGAUUCCAAGCUAAUUACACUCUACCUCACCAUGCUAAUCAACUUCACAGAUACUUCUACCUGGAAGAUAUUCAGAGGGAAAGGUAAAGCAUGGGUUUAUAAUUAACCAUCAUUUAUUUUCAACCAGAUCACAUUGCAGAUACAUUGUAGACUACAGUUGACAAUCAAUGAUUGGGCACAAGUUUCUGUGGCUUCAGUGAUGGGAAGUUGAUAUUUCAACAUAGUAGACCAAAAUGUGUAAAUUGAUUAAUUUCAAAUUUUUUAAUUACUGAGAACACUUUACAGCAUUUUACCUCCAGUGACAAUUCAUUUGAAGGCACAAUAUUAGAAAAAGAACAAACUAGACUCAUACAGGCACACUGUUAGUAAUAUUCUGUUACAUUUUAUGCUGUCAGCGAGGUUGUUACGUUGUUGUAUUUCUUAUGGGAUGCUUACUGCUUGACAUGUGUUAGUUUCUGCGUGCUGUUGUAAUACCUGACAUGGUGUAUUAACAGUCAUGAGCUAGCUCACAGAGAUCCAUGUUAACUGGGAUCAGUAAAAAUGUUAAACAUAUUUAAAAAUCACACUUAAAAUCCAUUGAUCCACUGACUACAUAUUAAAAUACCUUUAUCAUAAAAUAUGGAAAUUCCAGAUAUAAAAAAGAAUAAUUCUAAAUCUACAAAUAGUAUACCUUAUUGCCAUAAAUGCACACACCACAACAUUACUUUAUCCUAUUUAUUUAGUUGAUCACCUGUCACUGCAGUGAGCAUGGUGCUUAAAGGCUUAUGCCUUUUUUCAUAAAAAAAGAAACAUUUAAAAAAACUUACCUUAAGAUUACUUUACUCUCCAACACCGUCAAGCUCUCCCUCAGCCCGAUCUUCCUCCGCUAAUGUGACUCCCUCUCGCUGGAGGGAAGAGUGGUCAGGAAAAGGGCGAUCUGAAGGGAGGACAGGAAUAGCACGGGGUGGGGAGUGCCACCAUUGGCUGUCAGGUGCCAGCAUGCUGUGUGUACCGGCGUCAAAUACAGAAUUUUGCACAGAAUUACCAUUAGCCACCUGGAAUUCCAGUUGCUGGCUGGCUAAUGACACACCUGUGAUGCUGCUGAAGGUCAGUACCGCUCCUCCAUCAGAGGGGUUAAUCUUGCUAGAUAUUGCUCUGUAGAUUUCUUUUUUUAGCAGUGUUAACUUCUUUAAUCUAGCAGUACAAGCUCUUUAGUUACACCUCUUAAGAUUGACUCACUUGGGGUGUUGGAUAUAUCCAGUCUUUCAUCCGAAUGAGGUUAAUUAUGCCAAUGCAGUCCAUUAAGGUGUAUGCUGUAUUUUAUAUUUCACUGUAUAGCUACAAACUAGUAACUGUGGAUCAAAAUAGAUGUAAUGUAAUGCAUGCUUCCUAUUAAUCUAGAUUCAUUUAUUUUUAGGGGAAACUCUGAGACCUGCAAUGAACCACAUAUGUGCAAAUAUAAUGGGCCACCUCAAUCAAAAAGGCUUCUACUCUGUGCUACAGGUACACCUAUCAUUAAUGCUAAUGUUGAUGCCAAAGCAAAACACUAUUUGUCAAAAACAUGGUACAAAUAAACAGAAACACGGAAGGUUUCUAACUUCAUUAUUCCCGCCAAACUGCUCUGGCCUUCAAUGAGGGGACUGUAAAUAGCAGGUCCCCUGCACAUGCUGCUUUAUUAUUAAAGGAUAUUGUGCAAGUACAUGCAGAUGACAUGAGCUGUCAAUCAAAUUGCACAGAGUGAUGGCUGAUAGGAAAGGGACUUUGUUGGAAGUUAGUUAAUUUCACCUAUACGCCUUGCUGAGCCUUCUUGUUUGUGAUGUACACUACUAAUUUGCUCUAGGUUUAAGUUCAAAAUAAUUCAGGAGAAUUGCUCAAUAUACAGUGCCCUCCACUAAUAUUGGCACAUUUGCUAAAUAUGAACAAAGAAGGCUGUGAAAAAUUGCCUUUACUGUUUAACCUUUUGAUCUCUGCUCUCAUGGAUAUCAAACAAUUGCUUACAUAACAUAGGUUUAUAAAAAAAAAUCUUUGUUAAUGGAGGGCACUGUAUAAACAAGGAUAAAAUUAAAAAGAGCAAAAAUAUAAACAUGUAUAUAUCACUUCCACCUCAGUAUCCUCGACCCUAUAUAAACAAACAAAAUCAAACAAAUAAGGGACACAGAACUGAUUAAUAUUUCAAGUGGUUCCAUGCCUUUUAUGUGUUUGGAUAGUCCUGGACGUACGUUGUGACUAUUUGUUCUUUUUACAGAUCCUGCUUACUAAUGGUCUGGCCAGAUCGCGCCCUUCUCUGUCGAAGGGAACUCUAUCCGCCCUGUUUUCCCUGGCUUUGCGGUACGCUUUUGUGACAUUAAACGCAUUGUAAACUUACCAAUAGGAGUGUAUUGGAAAGUUAUCGAUGAUGUUAUUUCCACCAUAGACAUUGUCUUUUUUAACUCUGUGUUCAUUUUUGUAAAGACGCUCAUAACUGAUAUAAUUUACAGCUAAUUUAAGCUUUAACCUUUUCCUUAUUUGUUUGGUCUAUUGUAUUCUUUUUCAGGCCCGUCGUUGCAGCUCAGUUUUCCGACAACCUGCUCCGUUCGUUCCUGAUUCACAUAAUGUCCGUUCCAGCUCUGAUUUCCCAUCUUUCUAUCCUUACUCCAGAUGUAAGUAGAGAGAUACAGACUAAGAUGGAUAGAUAGCAUCUGUACUCAUCCAUAAUGGAUGAAGGUAGACAAUCUGGAGCUCUGCACAAUUGAGAAACCAUAUAUAGCCGAGGAAGAGAGGCAGUCGUUACAUAUUUCUAGCAUAAGAAAAUGCAAAGUCAGUAUCUUCUCUUAGUGAAGAAAGAGAAAGAACAGGUUACUAUAUGUAGCCAAAGGAGGUAAAGCAAGUGCCAAUAAAAAUAUUAGCUGCAAAAGAGAUCAGUGGUUAUGGGCAUUAAAAAAACUGACAGCAAGUCUGUACUAAGGCAUAUAACCAUAUAAAAUUAUAAAACGGGGAUAGGCAGCCUUCUUCCCUAAUACCUUGCUGGCAUUACAGCCCAAAGAGCAUUAUGGGAGAUGUAGUCCAAAACAUCUGGAGUGCCGAAGGUUGCCUAUCCUUGAUAUAGAAAAUCGUGUUCAGUUUGUGCAAUAUAUUAUGUUUUCUCCAUCUGUUGCUAUUUUUCAGCGUUUCACUGUGAUUGAAUCCCAUGGGCUCUUCCAUAAGUUUAUCUUGUUUCUGAGUCGGGAGGAGCAGUGCAGAGAUGUGUGUGUAUGUCUGGAAGGAAGUCACACUCUCUGUUUGCUAGGUAUUAUUUUAUGCUUAUCCUACAUCUGUUAAGUGUGUAAUUAACUAUAGACUUCCUCUGCUACAUGGUAACAUUGACUGCCCUUCACCGAUUACUCGGGUAUGGAAACUAAACAGCUUCUUUUCUUUUUGUACAAUUACUGCCUUUUGCUAAUUCUUGGGGUAUGGAACUAAACUGUUGCUUUUUUUGUUCUUUAUGCUGUCUAGAAUAUUUUUGUUUUCCCUUCUAAUGUUAUAUUUCAUAGGAGGAGCAGAGUUAUUGUAGGUCACUUGUGAUGACACAUGGGGAUCAUGGCUGGGAUUAGGGUUGCUUACUGUUUUUUUAUUUUGAAUUACUAGUGAUUGUGGUGAAGAGGCUACUUUGUCAAUUGUGGGAGGGAUCACUAAGAUUAUUGAGCCCCGCAUUGUAAGAGAGCAGGAAAGAUUCCAAGCUAUCUCUCCUUGCUUUCAGUCCUGUAAGUAGAUGGGGAAACAUAGAGGACACUAUAGAGGCAAUCAAAGAAAUAAAGAGCCAGCGGUGGAAAGACAAUAUGGUCAAGACCUGAAAGCUAUUUGGGAAUUAAUUGUUGGCAUUAUGAUCAGAUGAGUUGGCACAUAGGAAUAUGGGUAGGAUGUGAAAUUGUAGAGAAAACAUUGGAAUUGAGAUUUAAUUUAUUGAUUACUGGCAUUUAUAAAGCGCCAACAUAUUCUGCAGCGCUGUACAAUUAGGAGAGAACGCACACUAUAGAAAAGGUAAAGAGGGCUCUGUCCGUAAGCUGAGAUCUAAUAAAUAUAUUGUCACUGAGAGGUGUUCAGGCAGAAAAGACAAAUAAAGAUAGCGCAGAAUAUUAGGUGAUUGUUUUCUUAUUGAAAUGUAUUUGUAAUAUUUUUAGGUAACUUAAUUUAUCUUGGUCACCUUACGGAGAAAGUACUGCAGGAGGAAACCAGUCACUUUGUCAGCAUCCUCACACACAUGUUAUCUUAUUGCCAGAAAUAUGUAUCGCAGAAGAAGUCUAACCUCACACAUUGGCACCCUGUCCUUGGUUGGUUUUCCCAGACGGUGGAUUAUGGGUAGGGUAUAUAAUUCUAUGUAAUUCAGAUCCCAGAUGCAUUUUUUUGUUUUGUUUUAUUGUACAUAUUUUUUAUUGGUAAUUUUCAGUUCCUUUCAGAUGUGAGAGCACAGUCUUCUAUUAUUUAUUACAUGUUUUUUUUUUUUAUAAGAUACUUUGUUCGUAUGUAAUGAUUCUAUAACUCUUUUUUUAUUCUGCAAUAUACAUUUACUAAAGAAACUGUAUUACAACUUGCAUAGAAUUUUGAUUAAUUUUAGAGUUAUGUUUCUUUUCUACCUUUGGCCAUAUUAAUAAAGAAAAAUUGCAACUAUCCCGUGUCAGAAUGCGAGCUGUAGAGCAAUUACAAGAGCAACUGUUAUGGGCAAAUGCAAAUAUUACAAGUUUUAAAAUGAAAGGUUAUAUUUCAAAUGAUUGCGUCUGAUAUUGCACUUUACCCACAGUGACUGAUAUACAUGCUGCCUAAUUGAUGCUUGGUUAAUUUCACUCUUUUAGUAUAUUGCCUCUCUUCAUUUUUUACUCCUUGCUCUGUGUUUUCUGACACUGUUUUUUUCUAUGAAUAAUGUGUAUCUGACACAGACUGCUAUCAACUUUUAAUUUAUUUCCUUUUCAGCCUCAAUGAAUCUAUGCCUUUACUCACCAAACAGCUUCAGCACCUAUGGAGUGUCCCUAUGAUUCGCAUCUUGUUCCGUGAGGUCCUCAGCAAGAAGUUAGCAGAGAAUCAGGAGAUGUCAGUGACCGCCUCACAGAGCUCUUCACCCCAGAACAAUCUGCCCAUGAAAAGUGAGCUAUAAUGUUAAAAAGUAGAAUAUAAUGGAAGGGUUAUAAAGUUGGUGAAAAUGAUUAACUGGUAACUUAUCAUUAAUUGCACAAUCCUAAGAUUUAUAGUCUGAAAUCUCAAGGUUAAUCACAAUCAAAAAUCAAAAUAGAUCCAUCUUGGAAAGAUCUUACCUAACUAUUUAACCACUUUUAUAGUUCAAUGGUGAUGAUGAGAUAUAUGUAAUUAUCAUGUUGUUUUCCAAUUCAAUAUUGAUAUGGGUGUAUGCUUCUUUAAAGGGUUACUCCAAGCUUAACUCCUACAUCCUGUUCUAGGAGAGGUGUUUGUUCUACUCAUGCAAAAAAUACUUAAAAAAUUGGUAGGGCUUUAGUAAUGGUAAUGGUAAAAGUGUUGUUAAAAUGUAUACGGUGAGAUUGUGAAGUUCCUACAAGUAAAGCUUACCAAAUUGAUAAAACACAGAGUCAGCAUCCUCAUGUUUUGCUGCGUCUUGUAACUGAUAACAUUUCAUAGAUUCUCUUUCCUAGGCUGCAUAUCAGAUCUUCAUCAGUAUACAAAAUAUAUAGUAAAAAUAAUCAUGGCAGAGAGGGAGAGAAUGCAAAAUGGAGAAAACCAAUGCACUUGUAUUGCACUAAUUAGCUUUUUCUCUCAAGCAAAAGAAAUGUGUCAAGCAUUGUCUUUUAUAUCUGUAUCCCACUGUGUGUAUAAUACGUCUAACCAGAUUAGAAAGUAAGUGUUAGGUUAUUUAUGGGAAACAAAUUGGAUGACACAGUUCCUACCUAACAUUCUGAUAAGUUUUUAUUUCCUGACAGAUCUUUUUAAACGAGCAUUCCAGAAAUCUGCAUCCGUUCGCCAUAUCUUGAAACCUAUUGGGGGAAAGAGAGUGGACUCCCAAGAAGUGCAGAAAGUAUGCAAUAUAUGUGUGCUGUACCAGACUGCGCUGACCACCCUCACACAGAUUCGCUUGCAGAUUCUUACAGGUUAGUACCAUUUUAUACAAUUCUUUAUUCUUGCACGCAAAGACACCAUAAGAUGUUCCCUCUUGAGAUUUUUGCUGUGUCUUUUCUAAACAAAUGAUGGCUUGGUGAAGUGAGAUGACCACGGUUUCCUUUAGAAAAUAUCACUUAAAAAAAAAUGUUAUUGUCAAAAACACCAUUCUCAGACUGGUACAUGAUUUGUUUCAGUGGGUGAACUAGAAACAACUUUUUUAGUGAUAAAAUAAACCCCUCUUAACACCACCUACACCUAUAAAAGUUGCUACCACUAAGACACUUUCUAAAUGGAUUGCUUUAAGCUACCCCACCAAAUCUGCUUUAAAACCCACAAAACACAGUUUAGUAGGAAUCAGAGUACUAUUCUAUAAGUCUCUUCGGUAAUGUGAUAUCACACAAAGGCAGAGUUUAAUAAAGGAACAUUUAUUAUGAGCAAAACAUACAGUGCAUACAUGUAAAAAAUAGCUAACAAAUGGGGGUCGGGGUCUGACCGCCAAGCAGCAUGGCCCGUGCGCUCCGACCGAGAAACCACUGUGGGCCACAAUAUUGUUACCUUUCCCAUGACAACUAAGCCGAUCUAACUCAGCGGAGGAGAGGCGACAACCCGGUUCUCAAAAUGGGCGGACUUUGAGCCCGAUCGGACAAGCUAAGCCCAACUUUGAAUUGCGGCCUACUGCUGGGGGUGGGUGUGGGAGACGUGGCCGAUCUCGCCGCUACCAGACCGGCUGGAAAAUGCCAAAGAGCCUGGACACCCCGUUCUCCCCCCCCCCCUACCCCCCCAGCCGGAGGGAGUCAUCCCGGUAAACACCAGCUACGAGCAGAAUUUAAUCACUAACCAGCCCCUGAUGCAAACACAUAGCAGCGCCAAUGAAGCCAAGAUGGCGGCGGCUGACUCUGCAGCGGUGCCAUACAGCCUGCAAAAGCCUCUGAAACAGCGCCUGGACAAACUUUUUCGCAGCUUCUGGCAAAAGCUCCAGAGCAGAAGGGAUCGUAACCUAGCAGCGACACAAGGACAAGUGGAGCACAGAAGCCCACACCCGGUCAAGCUAAACCAGGCGGUGGGCGACCAACAGAAACAGCCAAGAGCACGCAAAAAUUCAAAGCAACGGCGGGAGAGAUCAAAUCGGGCACACCGCCGGAGGUCCGGACGCACUACCACACGCCAUAAGUGCAGUCUGCACGGGGUCACUACCCCCUUCAUGACCCACUCCCCGGGAACACACGGCAUGUACAAGAAGCUGAGAAUUGAUGAAAACGGAUGGAGCUACAAGCCAAGCUACAUGGUCUGGCGCAGGAGGGGGGCCUUGUUGGGGACUUUGGGACUCGCACCUAUCCUCUGCCGGGUUGGUGUGGGCUAAACUGAACUCAAAUUAUAAAGUCUAGAAGGCGACGGGAUAACUCAGCUUGAAUCUUUGAGCUGUUUCCCGUUGGUUGAGAGACCCCAGCAGCUUCUAAUCUCACUCUACCCUACCUUACUCCUGCUAAGGAAAUCUGCUAUGACGUAAAGUAGUUAUUCCAAGUAGAUAAGCCAGUUACCAUACAUCUAGUUAUAUGCCAGCAAUUUCUAUGUAUGCUUAAUAAUAAUCACACGUAGCUGAACUUACUAUUGAUAAAUGUGCCUAGCCUGAAUACUCUAAAACAAAAACCAGUGCUGUAUUAUCACAAUUUCACAAGUCAAUUUCACUGCUUGUAUUUUUUUAUGUUAAGCCUGCUGUGACAUUACAGGCUUGUCUGUGAUUCUUUAUGAGCACUACAAAAAUAAAGAAUAAAAAAAAAAAAAAAUAGCUAACAAACUAAUUUUACAUAUGCCAAAAAAACAGAUUCAAAGUGAGAAAAUUAACAGACCAUCCUAAUACUAGUAUAAUACCAGUCUCUUCCCAAGAGAGCUUUUGGUAAGGAAAAUGAAAAUCCACCAAAACCUGCCUGAAAAUGAUCGAUGCUAUACAGUUAUGUAUAGAUGCAUUUGAUCUCUUUGUAACCAGACCAGAUCUCGGUGAAUCUAGACAAUUCAUUUGAGACCAAAUUCAUACGUAAUGCAUCAAAAAACAAAAUUACAUCUGAAAUCAUACCCAAACUUAAAGUAAAUGACCCUUCACUGAACUUACAAUACACGUAGAUGUAGUGCAAUUCUCAGAGACCAGUUGUAAAAUCCCUGUACACUGUUUGGUUUACAAGUUAGCAAUAUUUUGAAAAUGGAACAAUGAAUCGUACCCACUAGGCACGACCGUUAUAUCUUGCAGAAUUCUGUUGGUGAUCCAAAAAAUUCACUAAAUAAUACUAUGUAUAAGUUUGUUACGCAUUUCUCUCAGCUAACCUAUGUCUAUCCUUAGGCCUCACCUAUUUGGAUGACCUUCUGCCUAAGUUAUGGGCUUUCAUUUGUGAGCUCGGUCCUCAAGGAGGUUUAAAACUCUUCUUGGAAUGUCUGAGUAAUGACACUGAGGAGUCCCAAAGACUUCUGGCAAUGCUGGUUCUGUUCUGUGACUGCUCCAGGCAUUUAAUUACGUAAGUACUACAAGCGCUCCUGGCAUAGGUUAUGGUGCAAGGACCUUCAUUGUUCUUGUAUCCCUCAAUAUGUUGCUUACAACUUCAGUAUGUUGCAGGAAUCUAUGUAUGUAUGAGCCCACCCCCUGCUCAUUGACAUUGCAGGGAAAGCUAUGUACAAAAUUACAGUGUGAAGUGUGUAUUACUUUGUAAGAGUUUGAAAAUGGUCCUUUAAUGCUCCGAUCUGUUGGCAGAAUUCUUGAUGACAUUGAGGUGUACGAGGAACAGAUAUCAUUCAAAUUGGAGGAACUGGUCACAAUCUCAUCGUUCCUGAACUGCUUUGUUUUCAAAAUGAUAUGGGAUGGUCUCCUAGGUAAGGCUUUCCAAAUAGCAUCAUAAUGUACAGAUAAACUUAGCUAUAUAUAACUUGGCUAUAUUUAAAAUAUAAAGAAUGUUUGGGCUGUGAGGUCCCAUGAGCACAGCAAUGUUUUGGUGUGUAAUUUUCAAAUGAAGUGAUAUAUGCAGAUAAAUACUCUAUGUCAUGUUAGAAAUUUCUGAAAAUAAAAGAUGAAUAGUGUUUUCAAAUUGUGACUUUUUUUUAUACACAGUAGAUGAAAUGGUGUGUGUAGGACAUUAACAUUAGGACUUUAUUAGGACUUUGCUGCAAAUAGCCAGCCCUAAUAUCUCAUUAAGUACCACAUAUCAUUGAUCAUAAUGAUCAAUAAUCUAUAUAUGGCUGAUUAGUGAAAUACUAAGUUUAACUCCUCUCCUCUCACCAUAUCAACCUUUUUAAAUGGGUAUUACACUAAUACAACAUCCACUACCCAGCUCCGGCACUAACAUUAUUAGCCCUGCUGUCUUCACUGAGAGCUCACCGAGUGAUAUCAGUCACUCCAUUCUUAUAUCCAGCCAGUAUUGGCUCAAGAUGCUCUGGCUGGCGGAGUGCCUGUAUGGGAAUUUGGGAAAUCCUGAAGCAUAUGACACUGAUUGAAUCAUUCACAAAACUAUCGAUUGACCAGGGUAUUCUAGGCCUAAAUAGUCAAAUUAGAAAACAUUUCCAGCUCAGCCACUUUGAACUAGAGUUUGAAAUUGUGUAGUCUGAUAUGUGGCAAGAGUAAGCGUUCAGGAUAGGGGAAGCAGGAAUCUGCGUUUGAUGAGGGCUUUAUAUCAAUGGUUCCCGUAGUGAUGAGCACUGCAUCUUUAGAUAUAUCUCUUUCUUCUAGAAUUAACUGCUACAGGUUUAUGUGUGUAACCAACAGAACCCAGGACGUUGUUGUAGCAGGAGCAAUUGACCACUAAUGUUGCUUUCUUUCCUAUAACAUAUUAAUUAAAUAUUAAUUAAUUGCAAUAUUGUAAUAUAAUCAGGAAUUGAUUUAUUGUCACUGAAAAAGUGUCUUCUGUUUUCCAUGAAACGUUAGUAUGUCUAGAUUAGAAAACACUUUGGAGUAUCAGUAAUUAAAGUUAAUUAAAAUCUGAGGAGUGUUCUCUUUGCAGAGAAUGCCAAAGGUGAGACUCUGGAGCUUUUUCACUCUGUUCACGGCUGGCUUAUGGUUCUGUAUGAGAGAGAUUGCCGAAGGAAGUUUGCCCCAGACGACCACUGGCUGAGAAAGUGAGUGAAUGUUAUAAGAUGUUGUCAUAUAUAUGUUUGUGUUACUCGUGACAUGUGUUGUACUGUGUUAGACACAACAAAACCAUUAGUAUAGGCAAUAUAUGACAUUACCGAAUCUGUAACUCCUAUGCUAUGGUUUGUAUUUGCAGAUUAUAAUACUAUGUACGGUAAAUUAAUAUGAUUAUGGAAUCUAAUCAAAAGAUCCAUAAUUUAUUCUUAAGGCCCACCUCCACUCCAACCAUCUUAUACACUACACAGCAGAUUUUCUACUUCUUGACUAAAUUUACAUUUAGGAAAGGACCUCAUUCCUCUCACGUUAGCACAGACUAAAAUGUUAUAUUUUGCUAACUCCUAUUUUCACAUCACUGCAUCACUACAUAUUUUUUCUUUUGGAAAUUCCUGUGAAUUCAAUCACUACCGAUCAUGGGAUUUCUAACUUAUACCCUGGUCUAUUAUCAGCCACACAUACAUCUUCCCCAAACUUUAUAACCAAAUGAGAAACUGCACUCAACUCUUCCAUUGUGGACAAGUAGUGGAAAAACAUAACAUAUGCUCCAUUUCCAGUAAAUAUAAAGCUUUAGUAUACAAGCAAUGUAGGACAACUGCCCCCAUCCAUUCUCUUUUCCAUAGUGUUUAUGGUACCUGCAAAAGGUAGGUGUCUUAAUGACAGACAUCUAGUCCUCCUCUUAUGUGGAACAGUUGGUCAUUGAACCAUUUUGGAUCCAGGUUUACUCUACUCUGAAAUUCAUCCCUGAGAACCCUCUCCACCAUUUUUUCCAGAAGCACUUCUCCAACAUUUGUAUUCUUCUCUACAUUUUUUCUAACUUUUUACAUUGUCUCAAAAUAUAACAAAUCUGUUGUGUGGCAUUUUAAUGAUGUUGUCAAGGAGCUCAUCAAUCUGCAUUGAUACCAGACAUUGGCACAAGAGAGUGGAUAACUUGAGUGGAGGAAGUAUGCACACACUCCUCAACAGACAUACAUACAAACAUACCUUCAUUAACCAGUUUUUUUUCUCUAAGUUAAUUCCACUACCUUUGAUAUUUUCAUGAGCCCCCCCACCUCACUCACUCAAGCCGUAUAUCAAACACUAAUUUCUCUUUUCCGUACUGCUUGUUUCCUCUCUCUCUACUACCUCUCCUUCUACUCCUCUAUAGUACAAUUGUAUUGUGUAUGUUAUGCAGUUACUCUACAAUUGUUUUAUGUGUUGAAGUCUUACAUAGUUACAGAGAUUGAAAAGAGACAUGUGUCCAUCAUGUUCAGCCUUCCUCACAUUUGUUUUUGCUGUUGAUCCAAAAGAAGGUAAAAAAAACCCAGGUUGAAGCGCUUUCUAAUUUGCAAAAAAAUCCUUCUUGAUCGAAGAAUGGCAGUCAGAUUUCACCUUGGAUCAAGAACCCAUUACCCUACUAAUUAAGUAUUGUAUAUCCCGGAAUCUUAUGUUUUUGCAAUUAUUUAUCCAACCACCUCUUCAGGCAGAGAAUUCCACGUCCUUAAUGUUUUUACUGUAAAAAAAAAUCUUUUCCUUAGCCUUUGAAUAAAUCUCCUUUCUUCCAGUUUAAAUGCGUGAGCUUGUGACCUAUAUAGUUUUGUUAAUGAAUAGAUUUCUGGACAAUGGUUUGUAUUCACCCCUAAUAUAUUUGUAUAAUGCUAUCAUUUCCAGUGUCUGCUCCCUAACUGCAUUUAUUUACCACGCAAGCAAGCUAGGUAACAUUAACAAACAUUUUUAUCAUAAAUGAUUACAAUUUUAAGUAAUUGUAUUUAAACCUUUGGUAAAUCUCUUCUCUUACUAAUCUAAUUUAGAACCUCACACAAUCAAGUAAUCUACUGCUCAUUCACACUCAAAAGCUGAAAAUAUUUGUAUAGUGUAUAGUAAUGGUUUGUGCUGAUUCUACAGAUUAACAUGUAAUGGUAUGCCCUGAAAAUCUACAUUCUUAUCAUCUUUUUUAGGGACCUUAAACCAGCUUUAUUGUUCCAAGAGCUGGACAAAGAGAGGAAGCGAGCCCAGCUCCUGCUUCAGUAUAUCCCCCAUGUAAUACCCCACAAGAAUGUAAGUGAAAUCAUCAUCUGGAUUAAAUAAAACACAAGAAACAAUCAGUGCCACUAACACAAAACAUAUAAAAAAAUAUAGUAUCUUGAGCCAAACUUAACGUAAUUUAUUUAUUCAGUCUAGACUGCACAGAUAGAUACCAGCAGUGCUCGUUCCAUUGUAAUACGAUUUAAUGACAAAUGAAGCAAACAUUAUUAACCAUACUCACAUAGUAUCUAACACAGUUAUGCAAGGAGAUUCCAUGAAAGUGAUGAUUUACUAGAAAUCAAGUUCAUGCAUAUUAUGUUUGGUAGAUAAUUUAGUGUAUUUGAAAAAAAUAAUUCAUAAUUAUGAGAUUUUUUUUUUUUUUUAAACAAUUUCACUAUACAACAGCAGCAGCCUCCUUACUGAAGUGGUUAUGGUGCAAACACAUUAUAAUUAAAGCGCCUCUUUUUAUGUAUCAAACCAAAGUGUUUAUAGAAAUAGAGUUCUCUCGGCACCCAAAACCCAGGCUCUCUCUGCUCCUGCUUUUUUGUCCAAAUUUGCAGCAAAAUGUAUGCAGCUCUUGCAUUUUACCUGUUUACUUUCAUGUCCGUGAAAGAUAUCAUGGAAUUUACAUGUAAAUGUAAGUUAGAUGCAGCUGCUAUGCCCAUGAAACGCAUACAUUUUUGCCUUGAGCAUGUGAACGUGUUUAUGGUCAUAAUGUCCAUGACUUUUGAUGAUACAUAAAUGCUUUUAGAUUGCUGUAAAAGUGUAGCAUACAGAGCAGCUUCACUGGAGUGAAUAUUAGUGCGAGCAUAAAGCUUGUUCUAUCCACGAUAAGUGUGAUGCUUUCUCUCUAGCAAAAGUGGAUUGAUGGAUAACACAUGAACACACAGAGAGCUUGAAUUUUCCAACAGCUUUAUACUACUUUUUCUUUUUGAUAAAGAAAAGAGCUGUGGCAUCCAUGCUUUUUGUAAUCCAUGUUUUGUGUGUGAACAAAAAAAAAUAGGAAACUAUGUGAGAGAGAUGAUUCUAUCAUUUUUUCACACAUUGUAUGGCUUGGAAAAACCUUCUAAAUAAUCACUAUUCCAAUGUGAAGAAUAAAUUGGGCUCCAUACCCUUUUUUAGCCUAAGGCACUGUGGGAUCCUAAUCAUUCUCUUUUGUGUGAUGCCUGAAUUUUGCUAUAAGCUGUUAGAUGGCAGUGGUAAGUUGCAAGUUGGGAGUUGUUUAGCCAGCAGCCCUUCGUAUUAUCAUCCCAUCAUUGCUUUCCACAUUUGGACGGAAACUGCAGAAGUGUUGGUUACCCAUGAAUUUGGCAGCAAAGAUGACAUACUUUGGGUGCUAGACGAGCCAUGGUUAUUGUCAAACUACUUCUAGUCAGAAGACUAUUUAGGGCAUAACCAUACAGUAAGCAGUAAGCUGCUGAGGUUCUAGUGUUUAUAGUAUACAUACCUGUAUUUGUAGAGCAGUUGUUUGGAUUUGUAUACAUUAUGCUAGUGCAUGUUUACACAGAGUCCAAAAUCAUGACACAUCUUAGCGGAGCCUUACAUGAGCCUGGGAUAUUAGCACCUUUGUGUUCUCAUUUGGUGUGUUGAAACACUCACUUAUUGAUAAAUAAAUCAUUUAAAAUUAACACAUUUUUUAUGUUUGUAAUAAAAGUAAGGUUUCUAUAUAUAUGUACAUUCUUUAGUACAGCGCCUACACAUUCAUUUGUUUAUGUAUAUGAGUGUGUAAAAGUUUUCUACACUUUUUCUGAUCUUUCUUCCAGAGGGUCCUUUUGUUCCGAAACAUUGUCACCAAAGAAAAAGAGAAACUUGGUUUAGUGGAGACCAACACUGCAUCUCCACACGUCACCCAUAUCACAAUUCGAAGGUCACGGAUGCUGGAGGUUUGUAAAGGGUUUCAGAACGAAAGAGGCUUCUUACUUUUCUUCUUAUCGAUAUGUCACUCUUAACUGCUAGAAUGAAAUAGUAUCACUCACUGAGCUGUGAUUUACACUUUAUUUUAAGUAUUUAACUACUGAUUGUCUAAUCAUAACAUAAUUGCAUGCUAUCAAUAUUAACAAUGCGCCUUAAAUGUACUCAGUAGGUGUAAUUCUUUCUAUUUUAUUAAUGCUGGGAGGAGAGAGGUCCAACCGAGUUGUGCUUGCUAUGUGCUCAUGUUGUAUGAGCAAGUUGGACAGGUCUAAUUUUGAAAAGGGGGACGUAAACGUCUAACAGAUAGUAUUUUCAUUCCAUGAUGGACCACUCAAGCUUGUGUGCUGAACAUUGUGCACCAUUAUGACCCACAUACAGGGAAUCAUGAGACUUUUGUAAUGAACAUUGAAUGCCAGGCUGUGCUAAGUCUUUGAAUUAAAAUAAAAGAGUGGUAUUUGGAGAAGCAGAGAACAAUUAUUUGCUACUUUUAUUUAUUCAGUAGUAAUUAACUCCGAGUUGAUAUCAGUCUAUCAAUAACCUAUAUAAUUUAAUUAUUACAAAUAAUCUGUUAUUAACAUACAUUAGUGUGUGCUUUUCUGUUUAUCAAGUGUGGUCUAAAACAAUGUGACGUAGUCUAGAGGAAUUUUGUUAAAUAGCCCUAUAUAUUGUAGAAAGCCUUAGAUAGAUCAGUUGAUCUUUAAAGUCUUUUUUAAACAAGCAUGAUAUUCACUACAGCGUGUGUAUUUAUUGUUGGAAUUCAAAGUUAAUUCCCCUUUUUUUUGGGGGCCAAGAUAUAUGAAUAAAUUUUUUGGUGUUAUAUUGGAAUUUCACUUUGAAUUUUCUUUAGAUCUUUGACCAUUCACCCUUGUGAAUGACACAGUGUAUAGCAACGUAUGUAUUUUAAGGUUUCAGGUAUACAUUUCCAUUUUUAUCAUACUGAGUGAGUCUAUUUUGUGAUUUUAUAUUUUUUGUCUUCAUUGAAAAGGAUGGUUAUGAUCAACUGCGACAGCUCUCCCAAAAUGCCAUGAAGGGAGUCAUCCGCGUUAAAUUUGUCAAUGACCUGGGAGUAGAUGAAGCUGGUAUAGACCAAGAUGGAGUUUUCAAGGAGUUCUUAGAAGAAAUUAUAAAAAAGGUUUUUGAUCCUGCUCUGAAUUUAUUUAAGGUAACUUGUUAUUCCGCAGGCUGAAUGCAAGGUUUCAUUCAUAAAUUAUUACUAUGUAACCUCUAUAAACCCUGUGCUUACUGCUUGUUCCUAUAGACCACCAGUUCUGGGGAUAGAUUAUACCCAUCACCUACAUCUUACAUCCAUGAGAACUAUCUCCAGUUAUUUGAGUUUGUUGGGAAGAUGCUAGGAAAAGCAGUAUAUGAGGUAAGCAAUAAAAACUAUUGCUAAACUUGGGUAAUAUCUUUAAAAAUUAACCAAAUUUCGGACACACUAAAGACAAUUCAUAGUCAAAUUCUGAUAUUUUCUCUGAAUCUCCAUUACAUUUAACGCAAUCACAGUGUAUAGUGUUAAAAUGUAAUAAUAAAAACAUGAAAAGGUGUCUCUGUGACCCUUGUAAUCCUAGGGCAACCUGACCGUAUAUACUUUUUUUCCCUUCCAAUCCAAUGUUUAAAAUGCCGUGAGGAUGCCUAGUUCUCAUGUACAGUGGAAAUUUUUCCAAUUAAGUUUAAAAGAACACUAUGGAUAUUCCUAACACAAUAGUGUCUUUGUUAGAUUUAGCCUCCCUUUUCACUAGCAAAAAAAAAAAAAAAAAAGAGGAUUUACUUAUCUUUUUUUUUAUAGCGCCAAGAUUCCUAUGCUUCACAGCUUCUUUUCCAAUCCAGUGCUUCUCAUAGAGUAGCACUGCGGACGAGGUCUGCAGCCACUGCAAACGCUCAUCCAAUUAAACAUUCCUCAUAAGAAAGCAUUGAAUUCACUAUUGAGGAUGAAAUGUUAGUGGCUGUCUCUACAAAACUGCAAUGUUCUACAUUGUAGGGUUAAGACUACAGGACAACUGCAGACAGACCACUUCAUUGACAUGAAGUAGUCUGGGUGAUUUCAGUGCUCCUUUAAUUCAUUGCUGAGCUAUUCUGUGACAUUUAGGUUUAUUAGCUUGCUCUAAAAUUUAGAGCUGGGUUUACACAUUUUGGAGUAUAUUAAAUUUAGUUGCUGUGCUCCAUUGUUUUUUCCUUAAUUGACAUGAUUUGGAGCUUAGUGAAUAACCUACAAAUUGAAUGAUGUUACUAAGAGACUUCCAUAUUCUAAACAGAUUCCUAGAGAUCUUCUAGGGUUUUACAUGUUACUUUUCAAUAAGCAGCGUGCUGCAUGUUGACAUGCUGUCAUUGAUCAAUAUACAUUUUAAGUGCUGCAAAAAUAGUAUGUUUAUUCAAGUAAUUCACAUAAUGUGAGACAGAGUUGGGGAACAUUUGGUAUUCUCAACACAUUUUAUAUUAUGACAAAUAAGAAAACCAUGUCUGAGUAAAAUGUUAUAAAAUUAAUUAUCUCCCUUAUAUUUCUAGGGUAUAGUGGUGGAUGUCCCCUUUGCCUCAUUUUUUCUUAGUCAGCUCCUAGGACACCAUCAUAGCAUCUUCUACAGCUCUGUGGAUGAACUACCCUCUCUCGACUCGGAGUUCUACAAGAACCUUACUUCUAUCAAAGUAAGUUCAUUGUAGCACUUCCAGAUUUUUUAAAAAUCUGGACACAUAUUAACUUGACUGCUGGCCUUGACUUCUUGUAGGAUUUUUACCUGAGUUAGUUAAAUUGUAAUUUUGAACAAUAUGUAAAACAAACAAGAAAAAGCUAUAAAACUGGUCAUUUGUUUAACAAUUCAAAGUCAUCUCCAGAAUGGCAUCCCCAGCAAGCCAAACUUCUGACUGAGAUAAAUCUCCAAGUUAAACAACUUUGUCACCAGAGUUUGUGAUGAGAAAUAAAAUGAUAAAGAUAUUAAAAUAUAAAAUUGACAGAAUUAAUGCUGUCACGGAAUGUCAUAAUUUGUAGCAGUAACAGCCUUCCGUGAAACUUUAUCUGUUAUUUUUGACGGUGCUACAAUAGCUGUGCUUGGAUAAGUGUUUUUAGACCUAUUCCAUAUUUUUCAGCGUUACGAUGGAGAUAUUAGUGACUUGGGCCUAACACUAUCGUAUGAUGAAGAUGUCAUGGGUCAGGUAUGUAGAAUAUUCUUAGAAUAUUUUCACUGUUUGUAAUUGUGUAGUUUAUGAUCUGUGGCAGGAUUAUUCCUUUAGAGGGAUGCUCCAAAUGAGCAGUGAUCUCGUUUAAAAUAGGCAAAAAAUGAUCUCAUAAGAUGAAAAAAUGUACUCAUCUUUAAUGUUUCUACAAUUGCUGCAAAUGGCUAGGCUUUGUUGCAUCUGCAGUGAGUACUGCCCAGAUCUGGAACUGUCUCAAUCAGCCAGGAUGUUUUCAUUGUUUUCAAAAUGAGCUAUGUAUAUCUCAUAAAUUACCAAGCAAGGGGUCAUGUUGUCCACAGUGUCUGGAAUGGCAUAGAUGGUUUAUAGUGAGUAACCUCAUGAUACUACAUAGAUGCUGCCAUUGAAGUAGAUCCACAAUCAGACCCCAGUGGAACCUAAUAGAAUACACCAGGGCCCAUAUACCUAAACUUCAGUCCACAUGCAUAGAAAAGAUUAUGGAACAUUGAUUGCUUGUUUUCAACUACAUUAAAAAAGAUAAUAUUUUGUUACAUUUAAUGAAAAAUAAUGUUUCCGUAUAUUUCUUCAAAUCCUCAUAACAAGCCAGAGAUAAAAUGGGUGCUUUAUACAAUGCACAAUUAAGAAGUAUUAUAAACAAAUGACACUGAUGUGUUUGCAUACACCAAACAUGUCAGUACAAAUAUUAACUUUUAGUGCUGGGAUGGCCAUAGAAUUAACAGUUAACUCUAACUAGUACACGUGUGUUCUUGUGUCAAUGAUUUCUUUCAGGACUAUAUGAUUACCAACAACUUGAGCAGUAUUUUCAUGCUCCCAAUAUGUCAUUAAAUACAUUAAAAUGUGUGUUUUCUCUGUGUCUAACAGCUGGUCUGUCAUGAGCUGGUCCCUGGUGGGAAGUCAAUUACAGUCAGCAAUGAGAACAAGUGAGUUCUGUUUAUAUUGAAAUCCUGCUUUCCUAUUUACUGUGGGUGCUGUCCCUCUAUUUGUGUUUAUUUGCAGGAACCCUAAGCCCAUCCUCUCUAUUUGGGAUGACAUAAUGUCAUUAUCCUUCCUAUACAUGUUAAUGAGGGUGUCAAACUCCCUUUUUAUGCAUUCGAAGCAGGGCUACGGGUUAUGGUAUUAGGGAUUUCUGUGUGAAACAUCUUGAAAACUGAAAGAAAAACAAAAAAAAACAGAGAACCUUCACCCACAGCUAGCACCAUAAACACUAAAUGACUAGGUUAAUAUUAAUGGAUUAUUUCACAGAAAGCUGACUUUGAGGAUAUGUGAGUUUAUUUUUACAGAAAGGUUGCUCCAGACUUUCCUUUCUGGACUAAUGAUUCACCCCCUACUUGUUUUGACCCCUGAAUAGAUGGGUCUUUUAGGGCAAAAAAAAUGGAUACAACUGGUCUUCUAGAUUUUUUUUUUCUCUGAGGAAAAGAAUGACAAUUGGAGACAUUAUGAAUACAGUAUAGUACAAUUUAAAUUCUGUAUGUGGCCAUCAUGAUCUUAUCAUACAAUACACAGAAAGAAAGGUGUCUAUCCCUCCGCACACUUUAUAUAUUCUGACCCCAACUCCUGAUUCAGUGAAUUUCCAUCAUCCCCUAAAAUUAACGGAAAUAAUCCACAGGGAUGACAUCCGUUUUUGUCCCAAUCCUUCUCAUUCACUUUGUAUUGGACUGAUAAAAACCAGGCAAAUCAGAGCGGAUAUUCUCGUUCUCAUUCACCUAACUGUUUUCAUUGCAUUUCUUUUUUCUCUUUCCAUCAUGCUGUGAUGUCCAGUAUAAUUUCCUCCCAGUUACUCACGUUGACCCAUCUUCUCUAUUCUACAGGAUCAGCUACAUCCACCUCAUGGCACAUUUUCGCAUGCACACUCAGAUUAAAAAUCAGACUGCUGCUCUCAUCAGUGGCUUCCGCUCCAUCAUCCGGCCAGAGUGGAUACGCAUGUUCUCAGCACCCGAAUUGCAGCGUCUUAUAUCAGGAGAUAAUGCGGAGAUUGACCUGGAUGACCUCAAGUGAGUAAAAAAAAAACUUGCAUUUUUGUUACUUCCUUAACCCCUUAAGGACCAAACUUCUGGAAUAAAAGGGAAUCAUGACAUGUCACACAUUAAGGGGUUAAGGACCAAACGCCUAUUAGUCAUAAUAAAAGGUUCUUUAAAGAUCCUUCUCAUGAAUGGAAUGAUGGAUUCAAUUAACAAAUUCAGAGCUGUAUGGAAUGACCAGCACAGAAGACAUUCAAUGCUGGCAUGAGUGAUGUCUUUAAAAAACAGCUUUCGUUGACAGUAAUGUGUAUAUAGUGGUCAUUAAAGAGUUAAGCAUAUGUUUAAUUGUUUAAAUUGUUAUUUAAACGAUAAAUUGGUAUUAGUGUUUAUAUUUAGAACUAUAAAAACACAUUAAAGCAGUCACCACUUGAAAUGACCUUUGAAUAUUAAGUAUUAACACAGAAGUGGUUUCUGGAUCGUGCAGUUAAACAUUUAUAGAGAGACAUCCACAUCUUGGUACAUUUCAGAAGGCUCAGCAACUGUGGCAUGUGCCUCUGCAUUAAUGUUUUGAUGCAGUAGACCGCACAAUCUGGGAAAACAUAUGUUUGCUAUGGCUAGGCUGCCAGCGGGAGAAACUGAUAAAUUAAGAUGCAUUACAUAACUCUUUACAUAAUCACCUAAAUCUUGCUUUUGUACUUGUAAUUAUUAGCAUAUUUACAUGUUUUGCGCAGAAAAAAUACUGCCUUCACUUGAAGAGAUGUAUGGGUGUUGCUAUUCGUGUAGUGCGGCAAAAUCAUAAAACUAGAGCAAUCACCAUGGAAACCAAUUAAAUCACCAGGGACAUUCUGUUAAUGUAUUUCACUUUUUCUAUUAGUUUGUUAAAUGCUUCUGAAAUUGCUGUAAUUUUGUGUACAUAAAUCAAAGUACUAAUUACUAUGCUUGAUGUGGGGUUUCAUAGUUUACUUCAAAUGACCCAUUUGUUUGACAGCAACAGAUUUAUCUCCUCUAUUGUUCGGUUUUUGAAAACUAAAACUACUUAUUUUGGUUUCAUGCUCCUUUUUUAUCAAUUCAGAACUCAUCCUUUAUCAUAUUUCUGGUUUGAGAAAACAGUUAAAUGACUGUUACUUGUAGGGGUCUUCCUAGACCCCAUGUCUGCUUGCAUGGUGGUGGAGAGGAUGCUGGGACAUGUACUUCCUGUAAUCUCUCCCUCCUUGCUCUUCAGUUUACAGUAAAAGCAUGACUAUACAUAAUGAAAACACAAUAUAUAAUGAAUGAAAUGUCUAAACUUUCUCUAAACAGGGGGGGGGGAGAGAAAAUAAGACCAAUGCAGUGCAUGCUGUUAUGCAUGAUCAACCUUACCAUAAUUGGUACAGUAAUAUAACAAUGGCAUCCAUGUAGAUAUCUUUACAUACCAAUGACUUUUUCCGUUGCAGAAAGCACACAGUAUAUUAUGGUGGGUUCCAUGGAAGUCACCGAGUCAUUGUCUGGCUGUGGGACAUCUUGGCCAAUGAUUUCUCCUCUGAUGAAAAAGCCAUGUUUCUUAAGGUAUGGUUGUCCAUAAAGCAGUAUACAUGCAGUCAACAACUGAAUAAGCCUGCUGGUCAACUUGGGACCAUUAGCAGGUGCAUAACUAACUAAAGACCCCAAAGAGUGACAUUGCCGCUGCAUGUGCGGUGGUCUGGGGUUCAGUAGAGAGUUAUACUUACCUGAUGUGGUAGCUCUGCCAUUUGUCAAAUUAUGUCAACUUGAGAAUUUACCAUGAGACAGAGUAAGCUCUACUUUGUCUUAUUGAAAUUUUUUGACUGUGUUGGAAUUUGAAUAAAAUUCCAGCACAGUCUGCAUGAUCAUUUCACAAACAUUUUAUCUCUAUGAAAUGUUCAAUUUUUUUGGGUGUGUGUGGCGGGCAGAGCCUCUUUAAGAUACUUAAAUUGCCAUGCCGCCACUUCCAUUGCUAAACUGUUAGGAUAGAAAUAUAUAGAAAAAGUGGAGCGCAAAAAUACUUAUACCGAUGACAGUCAUCUGUAUAAGUAUUUUUGCGCUCCACUUUUUCUAUAUAUUUCUAUCUUAAAUUGUUUUGUGCUGGGUUUUAACCCUUGGGUGUAAGGCACUAAAGUGUGUAGCGGCAUUAUAUGUAUAUAUAUAUAUAUAUAUAUAUAUAUAUUUAUUUUUUUUAAACAUAUCAAUGCUUUCAAUAAUUGUGGGAUACAAAAGUUGUUUUUUUUCCCCAUUUACUCUCUUUUGAAUGCCUAUUUAGCGCUCUUUUUGAUUUGUUUAAAUUUGCUAUAAACUGUUAGGAUGUUGCUACAAAAAUACAAAAUUAAGCCCUGCGCUCACACUCCCACUACUCGUGCACGGCGGUACACCUAUAGUACAUAUCAGCCCCAAUACAUAGAAGAAAAACAAACAAACACAAAAACAAUUGCCUGUUGUUGGUCACAAGUGGAGUUCCUCAGCAACUGCUGGAGAUGCUUCCAUUUUAAUGCUGUUGCUGAAUCAACAAGAGACAGUCACAUGCUGAUUAUGUUUUCUUUCAGCAGCUGUGUGCACUCUAAUGAGAUGAUAAACAAGCUAACACACAGUAAAUGUUAUACAGAGUAAAGGUCAGAAAUUCCAACAAUCUCAUUAUCGAUGUAUAUAAUCUGUUUGUUCUUUUCAUUUCAGUUUAUUACUAGUUGUUCUCGGCCUCCACUCCUGGGAUUUGCCUACCUCAAACCUCCUUUCUCAAUCCGCUGUGUAGAGGUGUCCGACGAUCAGGUGAUAUAUUCAUGAAUAACGUUUUUUUAGUUGUCAAUGUGUGGAUAUAUGUUUAAAGUUGUGGGCAUGUGUUAGAACCUUGUUCAAUUGCAUCAUUUAUUUUUUGUAGGACACGGGGGACACCCUGGGCAGUGUCCUGAGAGGAUUCUUCACCAUCAGAAAACGGGAGCCAGGAGGACGUCUCCCAACCUCGUCCACUUGUUUUAACCUUCUGAAGCUUCCCAAUUACAGCAAGAAGGGAAUCCUUCGGGAGAAGCUGCGUUAUGCUAUCAGCAUGAACACAGGCUUUGAGUUGUCUUAGCAUUUCUAAUGUGACUUCCUCUUUAAUUUCAUACAAUUUUUGGUGCCAGACGUUCCUGUGGCUCAUGGCUAAGCAUUGUGUUGGAAGGCCAUAAAAGCAAACAAUGUAAACUAAACAAAGUCACCACUUUUAAAUCUGCAGUUCCCCUGCACAUUUAUUGUAGGAUGUGAUUGCACCCCUAACUGCUGCUCUUCUAUUUUCAUCUGACACUUGAACACGGAGAAUUGCAACUGAAUAUAUAGUGUGGACAACCUAGGCUUUCGAAAUAAAGUUAAAGCAGGAAAGUGUGAAUAAUAAUCGUUUUAUGGCAUGAUUUAACCCAUGGAGGUGAUAAAACAUAGCAAAGCAAUUAUCUUUCACUAAACUAGAAGGUUUUUGUUUUUUUUAGAUAAACAUUUUUGAUUCCCAUCAAUAGAUACAAAGUGUCUCAUCAUAAUCAUCAGCCUGCAUAGGACCCUACUAAUGAUUUGGUCUCUGUCCUUGUCUACAAUGAUGUGUGACACUGAACAAGCAAACACUUAGUUAAACCUUAUGUUAACAUAGACAAUUCCAGCAUGUGUGAGCCAUGAGCUCAACUCUGCACAAUCUUGGCUUAGUUAAAAUGUUGGCUCAGCUUAACAGGGUAAGCAUACCCUCCCCUAGUCACAUGGUUCCACCUCUAGAGAACAAAAACACUACACACGCAGAUUCUGAUGCUGAUAGGAAAAUCAGUACAUUCAUUUUAAAGAGAGGUUAGAAUCGUCAUGUUUAUAUUUAUUUAACAGUAAUGAGCUAAACAAAAAGAUUGAAAUGAUCUGUAAGAAUGAAACCCCCUUAAACAAUGCAUCUUCCUUGUUGCUUUCUCAUUACCAUCCUCAUAGGGCAAUGAAUUAGGUCUAAAUAUAGAAAACUGUAGUUCCAUAAAAUACUAAAUAAAAUAAGACAUUCUAUGGAUUAUUCAAGUGAUUAUCAACCCUGAAAUUGCUUUAGUGGACAUCUAAAUAUGAUAAUGACUGAAAACCAUUAUGUCAAUGCUCAGAUAAAACAUUUCUCAUCGAGAAUAUUCUCUCUCUAUUUAUCAGUAUAUAAUAGGCAUUUGUACUUCUAAAAUAGUACUAGCAUAAUGAGUGUUAAAGAGCUGUAGAAGAACUGAUAAUUAGUGAUAUCCGAACGGUUCGCCGCGGACUCAUCAUUGAGUAAACUUUGACCCUGUACAUCACAGUCAGCAGACCACAUACCAGCCAAUCGGCAGCAGACCCUCCCUUCCAGAACCUCCCACCUCCUGGACAGCAUCCAUUGUGAAGCUGCAUUCUUAGUGAGCUGUCCAGGAGGUGGGAGGGUCUGCUGCUGAUUGGCUGGAAUGUGUCUGCUGACUGUGAGGUACAGGGUCAAAGUUUACUCAAUGACGAGUCCGCGGCGAACCGUUCGGGACAUCACUACUGAUAAUUAAUUGGAUUACAACAAAACUAAACACACAAUUUAAGUGUAGUCAGAUAAGCUUAUGUUUAAAACGUUCAGGGUCAUCUGCUAAACUUGGAAUUGUUGGAAAUUCCUAGUUUGGGCCAAAAUUUCCAAACUGGACAGCUCAACUAUUUUAGUCUAAAAUCUAUAAUCCGUUGGUGAAUAUUAAACUUUUUACAGUUGAAAAAGUUGAAUAACCCUGUCUAUUGAUCAGUCACAAUGCCCCCUGCUAAGAGUGUUGGUUUCUAUUACUGAUUUUUAGGAAUGCAUCUUACUAAAACAAGGAUUGUAUUUAAAGUGUUUGUGAUCCUACAUUAAUAAAAUAACUAUAUUGGAUUUAGCAAUAGGCAAUGGCCAAUUAGGAAAUAUUGUUCAGGACCUUAUACUGUGUUUGGAUGACCUCUGUGUGAUAUCAGCAAAUAUACCUUCAAAAAUAGUCACUCCCAAGAAGGUGUAUGGCUUUCCGAGUGCAAUAUCCAUGUAUUUAAAAAAGAAAGUUAUAAAUAGAAGAAUAUGGUACUGUAAACAUAUGUAAAUAAAUCCUAAUAUUUGUCUGAUCUUCUCUGUGUGACUUGUUUUAAAUGGCUUUCCUGAAUCUUAGCGCCCCUCUUUUGUUUACAAUCGUGCUAAAUACAGUAUCAUUUUAAUAACAGUGGCAAAGAUUCAUUGUAGUGCAUUGUAUCUGUUAUGACUGUAAUAAACUGCGGGUUUUUUUCUAUGC